Messenger RNA from Nanorana parkeri, 696 nucleotides. Its product is annotated as carcinoembryonic antigen-related cell adhesion molecule 1-like. Lineage: Eukaryota; Metazoa; Chordata; Amphibia; Anura; Dicroglossidae. The record is from RefSeq and is a predicted model, not a curated record. Bases 1 to 627 code for a protein of 208 amino acids. The transcript is spliced from 5 exons. Gene Ontology annotation, cellular component: membrane.
AUGGGGUCCCCUGAGGUGGCCGAUGAGAAGACAACGGUGGUGGUUAAUCUGAUCUGUAACGCAUCUGGUGAUGUUGAAUUUGUCACUUGGACGAAGGAUGGCAAGACCCUGGCUUACAAUGACACCUACAGUCUACAGGAUGGGAACAGGACCCUACAGAUAAAAUACCCCAACAGGACUCAUGCUGGAAACUACACCUGCAACGUGUCCAAUCCGGUCAGCAGUGAUGAUGCAUUAUGGGAACUUAAGGUUUCAUACACCGACGGUCCAGCUGCCCUCAGCGCGGGAGCCAUAGCUGGGAUUGUGAUCGGCUCAGUAGUGGGAGGUUUACUGCUCAUCGCUCUCAUUGUUCUGCUUCUGGUGCUUUGUAUACGAAGGAGAAAAAGUGGAGUCAAGAAGAAAAUUGCAGAGCCUCAACAUAAAGAUGUUCUGCGCACAGUCUCAGGAAAUACACUAUCGCCAGAUGACCCGGCCUUUUUUACCAUGAACAACAUCAUGUAUCGCAAUUCGUCCAUCUCGAUGGGUUCCUACAACAUGUACUACAAAGACAACAUGUCUGAACACGACAGUCCUUCACCCAAACCUCCAUCAACCCCAACAAAAGUAAAGCAUGCUACACAAGUAUAACGGUCUCACCUUACACACAGGAGAACUUCAAGGGCUCAGGACCAAGUAUUACUCCUCAAGACAAGCCAG